CGCACUGGAAUGUCAACAGACAGGAAGCAACACUGUGGACCUCACCAUGCUUUCCCAGCCUGGUGGGCUGGCCCUCCUCUGCUUUCUGCUGAGCCUGCAGGGGUCUCUGGCCGCAGUCUUCAUCAUGCAGGAGGAAGCCCAAAGCGUCUUGCACAGGCAAAAGCGUGCCAACUGGUUCCUGGAGGAGCUGAAGCCAGGCUCCCUGGAGAGAGAGUGCAAGGAGGAACAGUGCUCCUUUGAGGAGGCCCGGGAGAUCUUCAGGAACGAGGAGAGACUGGAGAAGUUCUGGAUUUCUUACACAGAUGGGGACCAGUGUGCCUCGAAUCCAUGCCAGAAUGGAGGCACCUGCGAGGACCAGUUCCAGUCCUACAUCUGCUUCUGCCCUGAGGAGUUCGAGGGCCGGCACUGUGAGACAAACAAGGACGACCAGCUGAUCUGCGAGAACGAGAACGGGGGCUGCGAGCAGUACUGCAGCAACCACGAGGGGGCCAAGCGCUCCUGCUGGUGCCAUGAGGGGUACACACUCCAGACCGACGGGGUGUCCUGCACACCCACAGUUGAAUAUCCAUGUGGGAAAAUACCUGUUCUGGAAAAAGGAAAUGACAGGGAACACCAAGCCCGAAUUGUGGGUGGCAAGGUGUGCCCCAAAGGAGAGUGUCCUUGGCAGGCAGGGCUGAAGAUGAAUGGGGUGCUGCUGUGUGGGGGCACCCUGAUCAAUGCCACCUGGGUGGUCUCCGCAGCCCAUUGUUUCGACAGAAUCAAGAACUGGAAGAACCUGACAGUGGUAGUGGGUGAGCAUGACCUGAGUGAGGAGGACGGUGAUGAGCAGGAGCGGCAUGUCACUCAGGUCAUUGUCCCCAACAAGUACAUCUCAGGCAAGACGGACCACGACAUUGCCCUGCUCCGCCUGAGCAGGCCUGUGACCUUCACCGACUAUGCAGUGCCCCUGUGUCUGCCUGAGAAGGCCUUCUCUGAGAGGACCUUGGCCUUCAUUCGAUUCUCGACCGUCAGCGGCUGGGGACAGCUUCUCAACAGGGGUGCCACAGCCCUUGAGCUCAUGACCAUUGAUGUGCCCAGGCUGAUGACCCAGGACUGCCUGGAGCAGUCGAAACAGAAGCCAUACUCCCCAAAGAUCACAGAGAACAUGUUCUGUGCUGGCUACCUAGAUGGGAGCAAGGACGCCUGCCAGGGGGACAGCGGGGGCCCGCAUGCCACCAAGUUCCAGAGUACCUGGUACCUGACAGGCAUUGUCAGCUGGGGUGUGGGCUGUGCAGCCAAAGGCCAUUUCGGGGUGUACACCAGAGUCUCCCAGUACAUUGAGUGGCUCCAAAGGCUCAUGAGCUCAGACAUACACUCAAAAGGCCUCCUCCGAGUCCCACUCCGCUAGUCCCUCAGUGUUGGCUCCGUGGACCCUGCCUGUGAAAUAAAGCUGCUGUUGCUUGA
Messenger RNA from Phyllostomus hastatus (greater spear-nosed bat), 1443 nucleotides. RefSeq names its product coagulation factor VII (gene F7). NCBI's taxonomy places the organism in Eukaryota, Metazoa, Chordata, Mammalia, Chiroptera, Phyllostomidae. Bases 47 to 1387 code for a protein of 446 amino acids. Gene Ontology annotation, molecular function: calcium ion binding; serine-type endopeptidase activity. Gene Ontology annotation, cellular component: extracellular region. The record is from RefSeq and is a predicted model, not a curated record. Gene Ontology annotation, biological process: proteolysis; blood coagulation. The transcript has 8 exons.